Poecile atricapillus (Black-capped chickadee) is the source of this 1596-nucleotide messenger RNA. RefSeq names its product COP9 signalosome subunit 7A (gene COPS7A). Gene Ontology annotation, biological process: COP9 signalosome assembly. Gene Ontology annotation, cellular component: COP9 signalosome. The record is from RefSeq and is a predicted model, not a curated record. The coding region runs from base 123 to 950 and encodes 275 amino acids. The transcript is spliced from 8 exons. NCBI's taxonomy places the organism in Eukaryota, Metazoa, Chordata, Aves, Passeriformes, Paridae.
CGUCACACGCGGAAGCGGCGGCUGUGCGCCGGCGGUGUCGGGCGGUGCGCGGGGCCGGCCGGGAGCGGCAGGGCCGGGGCUGCGGGCGGCGAGCAAGCGGCCGGGCCGGGCCGGGCCCCGCCAUGGCGGCCGAGGGGAAGGUGACGGGGCAGAGCCAGGAGCAGUUCCUGCUGCUGGCCAAGGCGGCCCGCGGCGCCGCGCUCGCCAGCCUGAUCCACCAGGUGCUGGAGGCCCCGGGCAUCUACGUGUUCGGGGAGCUGCUGGACAUGCCCGCCGUCCGCGAGCUGGCCGACAGCGAGUUCUCCCCCGUGUUCCGCCUCCUCACCAUCUUCGCCUACGGCACCUACGCGGACUACCUGGCUGAAGCAGCAAACCUCCCUCCCUUGACAGAGGCCCAGAAGAACAAACUGAGGCACCUGUCAGUCGUCACUCUGGCUGCCAAGAUCAAGUGCAUCCCCUACUCAGUGCUGCUGGAGCAGUUACAGCUGAAGAAUGUCCGGCAGCUGGAGGACCUGGUGAUUGAGGCUGUGUAUGCAGAUGUGCUUCGAGGGAGCUUGGAUCAACGGAACCAGCGCCUGGAGGUGGAUUACAGCAUUGGGAGGGACAUCCGGAGGGAGGAGCUUAGCACCAUCACCCGCACAUUGCAGGAGUGGUGCCAGGGCUGUGAGGUUGUCCUGUCGGGCAUCGAGGAGCAGGUCAGCCGGGCCAACCAGCACAAAGAGCAACAGCUGGCCCUGAAGCAGCAGAUCGAGAGCGAGGUGGCAAACCUGAAGAAGACUAUUAAAGUGACAACAGCAGCUGCUGCAGCAGCCACAUCCCAAGACCCAGAGCAGCACCUCACGGAGCUCAGGGAGCCAGCCCCUGGCACCAACCAGCGCCAGGCGAGCAAGAAAACCUCCAAAGCCAAAGGGCUCCGGGGCAGCGCGAAGAUUUGGUCUAAAUCAAACUAGUUGGAUCUCCCUUCACAACUGGGAGGGCAGUGUCUCCCUCCUUUUCAUCACAGCAUUUCACACUCUGAGCUUCAGGUUGUAUGCAUUGCUGUUUCCCCAGCCGCUCAAGCCCCCCGUCGCCACGGCCACGUCUUUCUUUCUCUCUCUCUCUCCCUGUCUUUUGACAGGUCAAUUUUAGGAGCCAUAAAGGUGUGACAGUCACCUUGGCACCCCCAGGGCAUCACAGAAUCUUGGAAAGAGGGUGCUGGUGCUCAGCAGUCGUUUUGGCUCUAUGAGACCCCUGGGAUACUUUGCUCCAGGACACCGUCUUUGAUUGUUUAAUCUUUGUUUUGCUAGGUGGGAGGGUAGUUUUUGAAGGGGUUCUUUUAAAAAAUAUAUAAAUAUAUUAUAAAUAUAUAUGAAACAAUAAAAAUAUAGAUCUAUGGACAUAUCUAUACAAACCUGUGCUCCUGUGGAUGGUGUCUCUUUGCCUUGUAUGCUGAUUCUGGAGGUUCCGAAAUAAGCUGUGAUAUUAAGAGCUUCUGUCCCAUUUUAGGGUGAAAUAUCCUCAAAAUACUAGGUUCCCUUUUCAAAGGUAGUGCCACAGUAUCUCUAUUGGGAUGAUAGUCCAUCAAACGGAAAUUAAUCAUGAAUCUUAUUUAAAUUG